AUGGGGAGGAGGAAAAGCGUCCUUUACUUCUACGAUGACAACAUCGGCAAUUUCCAUUAUGGGCCAUCGCACCCGAUGAAGCCCCACAGAGUGCGGAUGACGCACGACUUGAUUCAGUGCUACGGCCUCCUUGGAAGAAUGGACAUGGCGAAACCGCUGCGUCCCGCCGUCGAGGAACUGACCCGGUUCCACGCGAACGACUACGUCGACUUCCUCCGCUCAUCCGCCCAGUCGCGUCUCGAGGCUUCUCUGUCUCCUCGUCCUUUUCUCUUCUUUUCUCCCUCGCCGGCUGCCACGCGGUCCACGCUGCGGGCCUCGCCUCCACCGCGGUCGGAGACCGCUCCGGCAUCGAGAGCCUCUUCCAGCGCAGGCGCGCCCUCCAGCGUCUCCGUCGCCGACGCUCAGAGCAGCUCCGGCCCGCGAAGUCGCUUGAGUCUUCCGCACCAACUCACGCGCUCUGCGACCCGGCCAGUGCCGUCCGACGCUGCGGCGCCGCGGGAGACGGCCACGGGUGCGUUGGGCUCCACCGCGAGGGGCCGGGCGUCUCCGGCGUCGGCGCUUGGCGCCCCAGCAGGGGUGCCGACGAACCGGCCCAUCGACCUCGGAGCGGGCGGUUGGAGCCGAGAGGGCGGCGAGAAGCAGGCCGUGAAGGCGGCCGGCGAGGGGGCGGCCGGCGCGGCGCGCGGGCCCGUUGGGCUCCAAGGCCUGGGCGCGGGCGAGGAGGCAGACGGGACGGGACGGCAGUCUCCGGCGUGGGGUCCCGGAGGCUCCGGCGCGUGGCCGCCCCCACGGAAGGGCGAAGACACCAAUGGGUUGCUCACGUCGGCCGCUUUCGACGAGGUGGAGGCGCCUCCGAUGCCCGUCUCGUCGUCGUAUGCUGACCAGAUGGCCCGAUUCAACGUCGGCGAAGACUGUCCCGUGUUUGACGGGUUGUGGGAAUACUGUCAGACGUACAGCGGCGGCAGCAUAGAGGGAGCGCGCCGCGUUGUGAACGGCGAGUACGACUGGGCAAUCAACUGGGCCGGCGGUCUCCACCACGGGAAGAAGCACGAAGCGAGUGGUUUUUGCUACAUCAACGACUGCGUUUUGGCGGCUCUCGAGUUUCUGCGCUUCAAACACCGCGUCCUGUACGUCGACGUCGACAUUCACCAUGGCGACGGCGUCGAAGAGGCCUUCUACACCUCUCCCAGAGUCAUGUGCUGUUCCUUCCACAAGUACGGCGAUUACUUUCCGGGAACCGGCGCGCUGGACGACGUUGGAAUCGACGAGGGUCUCGGCUACUCAGUCAACGUGCCGCUGAGCGACGGCAUCGACGACGCCAUGUACACGCGGCUCUUUCGACAGGUUAUGGACAUGGUGAUAGACACAUACCGACCGGAGGCCGUCGUCCUCCAGUGCGGCGCGGACUCGCUCUCAGGCGACCGCCUCGGCUGCUUCAACCUCUCCAUCGAAGGCCAUAGCGAAGCGGUGCGGUACUUUCGCAGCAAAAACAUUCCAGCGGUUUUCCUUGGCGGCGGGGGGUACACGCUGCGCAAUGUCCCUCGGUGCUGGGCGACGGAGACUGGCCACGUUCUUGGCGUGUCGCUGAAUCCCAAUAUCCCAGAAGAGAGCGAAUACGUCGGCUACUACGGCCCAGACUCAACACUUCACGUGCGGACCUCGAACAUGGAAAAUCGGAAUGAAGAAGGCUACAUUCAACACGUCGUGCAAAAAAUAUCGCAGACGCUCAAGGACCACGUUCGUCCUGUCGGCGCUCAGAUCAGCGCCAACUUUUCCUUGGACGAAAGCGUCAUGGAUAAGGGCGAGCGAAUUCGGGCACUCCUCGCCGACAAAGAGGAAGAGAAAGCGAUGGACUCGAGUGGAGACGGCGAGGAGGCGGAUGGUGUGGGGCUCUUCGAGGACGUCUCAAACAGGAAUCGUGGAUAG
Messenger RNA from Neospora caninum, 1926 nucleotides. Its product is annotated as putative histone deacetylase. The record is from RefSeq and is a predicted model, not a curated record. The transcript has 11 exons. Bases 1 to 1926 code for a protein of 641 amino acids. Gene Ontology annotation, molecular function: histone deacetylase activity. NCBI's taxonomy places the organism in Eukaryota, Apicomplexa, Conoidasida, Eucoccidiorida, Sarcocystidae.